Molecule: messenger RNA, 1987 nt
Organism: Lytechinus variegatus (green sea urchin)
Lineage: Eukaryota; Metazoa; Echinodermata; Echinoidea; Temnopleuroida; Toxopneustidae
Gene: treh
Product: trehalase-like
Exons: 13
Coding region: 52-1797 (581 amino acids)
Biological process (GO): trehalose catabolic process
Molecular function (GO): alpha,alpha-trehalase activity
Source: RefSeq, a predicted model, not a curated record
CUUCAUUCCACAUUUUAGUCAACCAAGCGCAAACAAGUGUUCAGCAUUGAAAUGGCGGUUACCGGAUUUCUUCUUCGGGUAUUGGUGAUGACGUAUGUGAUCACGUGGUCGGCGGCCGAUCUCAAGGAUGAGGCGCCAUGUGAUAGUCCUAUCUUCUGCAACGGGCCUCUCCUAGUGGCAGCUCAGAAUGCAAGGAUCUACAACGAUUCUAAAACUUUCGUUGAUCUACAUCUUAAAGAAUCAGAAGAAACAAUCUUGGCAGCUUUUAAUCAACUGCCAAAUGCCACGGAUGCAGAUGCUAUGAAAACCUUCGUGGAAGAGUAUUUUGACGGACCGAACAUUGAAUUUGAGGAUUGGGAGCCCUCAGACUGGACAGAAAACCCAGGAUUUAUCGAGGGCAUAAAGGACGCUGACUUGAAGGAAUGGGCAAAGGAUUUGAAUGAACUUUGGAAGGAUCUUGGAAGACAGAUCAAACAAGAUGUUCUCACUAAUGCGGAUCGCUAUUCAUUGAUGCACGUCGAGAAUCCUUUUAUCGUGCCCGGUGGCCGGUUUAGAGAAUUCUACUAUUGGGAUUCAUAUUGGAUUUUCAAAGGGCUACUGCUGAGUGAGAUGACCGAGACAGUCAAAGGAAUGCUGACAAAUUUCGUUUCCAUAACAAAAAGCCUCGGUCAUGUCCCGAAUGGAAAUCGGGUCUACUACGAGAAGCGCAGUCAACCGCCAUUCCUAAUUCCUUCGGUAUAUCUCUACCUCCAAGCUACCGACGACAUGGAAACGAUUCGAACCUUUCUACCCGACCUCGAGACCGAGUACCAGUUCUGGAUGACCAACAGAUCUAUUGACAUAACCAAGGAUUCGAACGUGCAUACAUUAAAUAGAUAUAACGUCUAUAUGGGGAUGCCGAGACCUGAGUCUUAUCGUGAGGAUAUCGAAACAGCACAUGGUAAUAAUGAAGAGGAAGCCGCGGAGGUAUAUUCUAACCUGGCAUCAGCAGCAGAAAGCGGAUGGGACUUCUCAACGCGUUGGUUCCGUGAUGGGGCAACACUUGCAACCAUCCGCACCAAAGAGAUAGUUCCCGUCGACCUGAACAGCGUCUUGUGUCUUUGUGAGAGGGCCCUCUAUGAGAUGUAUAACAUGGCAGGCAAUGCAACCAAAGCCGAAACCUAUCUCCAAGCCUUUAACAAACGCAAAGAGGCCAUAGCUGCAGUACUGUGGAGCGAGGAACAUGGUGCCUGGUUCGACUACGAUACAGUGAGCGGAAACACCGUCGAAGAGUUCUACCCAUCGAAUAUCAUGCCAAUGUGGGCUUCAUGUUAUGAGGAUACGAAUGAUGUUCAACAGAAGGUACUGGACUACCUCAAGGGAGAAGGUGUUUUGGAUUAUGCCGGCGGGAUCCCGACAUCCUUGACGAGAUCCGGACAGCAGUGGGACUACCCAAAUGCCUGGCCGCCUCUCCAGGACAUCGUCAUCGAGACCUUACGCCAAAGCGACGUUGAGGAGGCGAACGAUUACGCGCUGAAACUUGCUCAGAAUUGGACUCUUACAAACUGGAGAGCUUACAACGAGACCAACCUCAUGUUUGAGAAGUAUGAUGUGGAAAGACAAGGUGUCCCUGGUCAUGGAGGGGAAUAUGCUGUUCAGGCUGGCUUUGGAUGGACCAACGGUGUCAUCAUGUCUCUUCUAGAUCACUAUGGAGACCAACUACAGAUAGAUACUGACUCAGGCUCUCACGAGACUGCUUUUAUUCUUUUAAAUAUCAUCUGUUUCGUGAUUGCCUUAUUCCUCUCUCAUGAUGUGUAAAAAGAAAAAUUUCUUGAUAAAUCGUCAGUUUGUCAUGAUUCGUUCCACUGAAAUUAAAUAGGUAAAAUGAGAAAGUAGUAGGUGAUAUGAAGAACAAUAAUGGUUACAGACUGUAUCCCUGUGGUACACCAUGAAUCAAUUAGUUGAAUACAUAAAGUCUGUGUAUAAAAUGAAAAGGCUUCUUAAUAAA